AUGGAAGUGCCUGUAGCAGAAGCAUUGCCAGGGAAAGGAAAAAAGCGUAAAAGACAGCCGGAGAAAUGGAAGGCGAACAAAGCGAAAACAGGCCAUUCUUUCAUGCCGCCUGAUCGAGCAAAAAAGCUGAAGGUAUAUGUAACAAUAAUUCCUUCUGGCAUAGAAGUGAAUCCACUAAAGUUGCGAGAUGUCAGAAACCUUCUUCAAAAACACUAUGGUGACUCUUGGAAAGAUCUUGCACAUUUAAGAUAUUUCCACGCCGUGUUGAAUACUCUAGACGAAGAUGAGCUUCGGCUAUUAGAAGAAAGAGGAGUUGAAGAAGAAAACGAUACUGUACGAGAAAAAAUGAAUAAUGCAGAAAAUAGUAAAGAAGUACAGGCAGAUUUUCCGGAUAGUAAUUACGAAGAAACACAAGAGAAAAUAAGACCUCUAGAGAAGGUAAAACUUUAUCCAAAAGCACCAAUAGAACCUUCAGCUUAUGGAAAAGGUAAAAAUUAUAGCCGCCCUUGGAUACUUCAAGAUGGUCGUAAAAUCUCCAUGCAAGGCAGUGAAAUGCGCGACUGUUUUAAAAUACCUAAGAAACCAAACUUCGGUGAAGGUAUACGCAAGCGAAUGCUGACAAAUUUUUUUUGGGAGCAAAUGCUGGAUGAAGUAAUUGAGGAAUUAGCUACCUCGCAACCUACAAGUGAAUUUUGCACCGAAUACGAUACGCAUUAUGUGAAAGAUCAGUUUGAACCACGCAGCUUAGAAGUGACUGCUGAUAAAAAUGGUGAAAUAUUAGAAAAAUUUAGAAGAUGUCAAUACUUUACUAAGCCCAUGGAAGAACGUUUGGACGACGGCUGGGUUUUGUAA
Parnassius apollo (apollo) is the source of this 852-nucleotide messenger RNA. NCBI's taxonomy places the organism in Eukaryota, Metazoa, Arthropoda, Insecta, Lepidoptera, Papilionidae. The record is from the annotation of a GenBank genome assembly.